This is a messenger RNA of Elgaria multicarinata webbii, 792 nucleotides long. RefSeq names its product dnaJ homolog subfamily B member 6-like. The record is from RefSeq and is a predicted model, not a curated record. The transcript has 7 exons. Gene Ontology annotation, molecular function: Hsp70 protein binding; ATPase activator activity. Gene Ontology annotation, biological process: protein refolding; positive regulation of proteasomal ubiquitin-dependent protein catabolic process. Gene Ontology annotation, cellular component: endoplasmic reticulum membrane; cytosol. The coding region runs from base 1 to 792 and encodes 263 amino acids. NCBI's taxonomy places the organism in Eukaryota, Metazoa, Chordata, Lepidosauria, Squamata, Anguidae.
AUGGUGGAGUACUAUGAAGCACUGGGCCUUCCCCGACAUGCUUCUUUAGAUGACAUUAAAAAGGCAUACAGGAAGAAGGCUCUCAAGUGGCACCCAGAUAAAAACCCAGAAAACAAGCAGUAUGCAGAGCAGAAAUUCAAGGAGAUUGCAGAAGCGUAUGAAGUACUUUCUGACAAGGGCAAACGUGAUGUCUAUGACUGCUAUGGUAAGGAUGGACUCAUAGCAAGAGGUAGGCCUGGGGAAUCCUCUAGGACCAACUUUGGCCCCGAAUAUAUGUUCCAUUUUCGCAGUGCCCAUGAUGUCUUCAGGGACUUCUUUGGGGGACGGGACCCUUUCUUUGGAGAGCCAAUGGCUUUCAGUGCUUGUGCCAGUGGAGGAAAAGGGUUCCGUUUCUACUCUUCGUCAAGUAACUUCAUCAAUGGCAAAGAAAUCACCACCAAAAGAAUUGUUGAGGAUGGAGAGGAGCGAGUGGAAGUUGAAGAGGAUGGGGAACUUAAAUCUGUUCUUGUUAAUGGUGUGCCUUUGGACAGAGUGUGCCCUAGGGAAGCAGGUGGGCACUGUGUUCGUGGGGAGCCCACCAGGUACAGGUCCGCCCCGGAGUUUAAUUAUCAUGAUGACUAUGACUCUGAUCCCAUCUACGAGGUGCGGACUGUGAGGCAUAUGUACCCUGUCAGAAAGAUCAGGGGCUACACGGCAGGGGACGAGUCUCCUGCAGAGGACAAUGAUUCCCACACAGACAGUGAGUUACAGACUGAGGAGGAGGACGACGAAUCCCAUAUUGAUGAAUUCUAG